Messenger RNA from Seminavis robusta, 1132 nucleotides. Lineage: Eukaryota; Bacillariophyta; Bacillariophyceae; Naviculales; Naviculaceae. The record is from the annotation of a GenBank genome assembly.
AUCCUUUCUCGCCCAAAAGCAGCUUCCACAAAGACACGCAAAACACGAAGCAAGCAAUGAUGAGGUCCCCAUGGUGGUCUGUGGUAAUGGCAGGUCUGCUGUUGACCCCAACAGCGCAUGGAUUAUCGCUUUACAUGUCUGGUUCCAAGGAGAUCUAUGGAGUGAGAAAUUCUGGGUGGAAAUCGCCUCAAUGGAACUGGGGAUACGCCCAGGGCACAGGCCAUGAUUGUGCGGCCAUUUGUCGUCGUCAGUGGUCCACCAUGGAAGCGCGACAAGAGCUUGUGGAAAACUUGUUAGAACCAGCUGAGGAUCCCGAAUCGAGACGGCCCAAGAACUUUGAAGAAGUCAAGCUUGUUUUAGGAUUGGCAUGGCAACGGGGUCGGUGGGAUGGUUCCGAUGGAGGUUCAGGUGGUUAUGGAGAUGUACUGCGUACCAUGGCAGAAGCCAAACGAUACGAAGAUGGAACCGAUGAUGAAAAUGCUCUACGACUGGUAGAAGACAUGCAAUGUCGCUUUGAUCUUUUGGCAGACAACACGUCGCUAGAAUUGCGCGAAAUGAGAGCACUCUUGGAUGGUGACGCUGCGGAAGACAUGGAUUAUGUACAACGACAGUGCAGUGGUCUAGUUUUGGAAGCAAUGGGGUUUAUUGAAAAAGGAUUAUAAGCAAAGUUUGUUCUCUUGCACAAUCCUUAACAAUAGCUCAUCUAGCUAGCUUCGCAGAGCCUUGAUGAAGUCCUUCAUCCCCAGGACAGAGUACUCAUCUUUGUAUCGUUCCACUAGUGCGUCAAGGUUGUACCCCUCAACACCCCCCUCCUCGCUUCCACGCUCGUACUUUUGAUGGCUUUCCGUACGUGAGGUGAAAAUAUCCAGCAAACGAUCAGUUCCCAUACUGAACAUUGUGGAAUUGUCCGUGUUGACAAUAGCGUUGCUCAUGGCAAGUUUCUUCUCCUGGAUUGACAUAAUCUUCUCCUCAAUCGUAUCUUUUGUAACAAGACGAUACACGUUCACAGUUCUGGAUUGGCCGAUUCGAUGGGCUCGAUCAGCAGCCUGCAGGUCCGCAUGUGGAUUGAAGUCACUCUCCAGGAAGCAAACAGUAUCAGCACCUGAGGACCAAGUUGUGUUGUGAGAGAGGA